Messenger RNA from Lingula anatina, 1197 nucleotides. Its product is annotated as coatomer subunit delta. The record is from RefSeq and is a predicted model, not a curated record. Gene Ontology annotation, biological process: endoplasmic reticulum to Golgi vesicle-mediated transport; Golgi localization; retrograde vesicle-mediated transport, Golgi to endoplasmic reticulum. Gene Ontology annotation, cellular component: COPI vesicle coat. NCBI's taxonomy places the organism in Eukaryota, Metazoa, Brachiopoda, Lingulata, Lingulida, Lingulidae.
CUAGUUCAGGUAAACCCUCAGCAGUGUCCAGGGCAGCAGUGCCAGAGGUCAACCAGGAGAGUGUAAACAUCAACGUGGAAGAGAAGAUCAAUUUGACAGCUGGGCGAGACGGAGGUCUACAGAACAUGGAGGUCCACGGUCUGGUCACACUGCGCGUCACAGACGAGAAAUACGGGAGAAUUAAGAUAGCAGUCAAUAAUAGAGACCAAAGGGGGAUCCAAGUACAGACUCAUCCUAAUGUGGAUAAAAAGCGGUUUGCCUCAGAGUCUUGCAUAGCCCUCAAGAACCCAGAUAAGUCAUUCCCUAUGAAGACGGAUGUGGGUGUUCUUAAAUGGAGGUUCCAGACACAAGAUGAGAGCUGUAUGCCUCUAUCUAUAAAUUGUUGGCCAUCAGAGACCAGUAGUGGGUGUGAUGUAAACAUAGAAUAUACACUGGAGCAAGAAGAUAUGGAACUAAAUGAUGUAGUUAUUACCAUACCACUACCCCAUGGUCAGUCUCCAGUGGUCAGUGAUUGUGACGGAGAGUACAAUUUUGACCGGGCAAAGACUCAACUUGAGUGGUCCAUUCCUGUCAUAGACUCUGGUAACAAGACAGGCAGUAUGGAGUUCAGCAUAGGAGGUCAUCCUGACGACUUCUUUCCAGUCCACGUCUCAUUUGUUUCCAAGAAAUCUUUUUGUGAUAUAGAGUUAAUUGAUGUUCAAAUGGUGGACGAUGGUACGCCCGUCAAAUUCUCCUCACAAGUUCUCUUCUUUGUGGACAAUUAUGAAAUAGUAUAACAGACGCAUUCAGUAUGCCUCCUGCCAAACGGAUUAAAUCUAGAACAAACUUUAGUUAAUAGUGUUGGAAUAAUUGAAUUAACACUGCCGUGCUGAGAGGAAAAGGCAACUCUAGAAUACACGACCUUGGAUUAUGAGGAAAAAAAUAAGGAAGGGACAAAAUUUGUGAAGUUUUAUGCAGCAGCAGCUAUUCCAUCUUGUUUUCAUAGCAGUCAUACUAUGUUUGAGGAAGAUACUGUAAAUGUGUGAGGAGAGCUCAAGAAUGGCCAACACAUGUUGAAUUAUUUAAUGUUCACAUCUUCAAGUAUCAUUCAUCACAACUGGCUGUCACUAGAAAUCACUUCAUCAUUAAGAUUACAACUACAGGGUUUUGUUUCCAUAGUGAAGGGAGGGGGGGGGGAGUGACAAUUGAAACCAGAUU